UUUACGCGGGCUGAAUUUAUCAUUGGAAAUACUGCUUUUGACGCCAUUUUUAACACGUUUUCAAACUGAUGAGGGGAAAAAAGCGAAUGGUUUAGUGUACAAUUCUCCCUUGUUGGCGCAAGGCGAUAUAAGAUAAUCAUUUAUUAAGGAGCUGUACGGGCCAAAUCUUUCAACCGAACAGCCAGACUAGAGUGCCAAAAUUGAACCACAAAAUGUUUUUUACAGACUUUCGUUGAGCCCACGAAGAACUACAUAGCCAGCGUUGAAACCACUCGGGCGCUAAUAACAUCUAUUAUUCGUGAGUUUUAGAAACAACUGGCUCAAUUAGAAUUAACAUAAUAGACUCCUAUUGAUAUGCAAAGAAGCUUUUAAUUUGGAUUUUGACCAAUUUUGGCCAAUUUUCCACAAAUCCCGAAAGCGGUGCCAAAUCACCUUCAGUUUGGAUUGCUGAAUUUUUAAAUCUAAUGGCCUUUAUUUACUUUGUUAAGACCCUUGCUUGUUAACUGUGACACUUAAACGACGUAAAUUAAUAAUCCUUAAAGAACAAACAGCAACAUAUUUUAAAUAAUACAGAAAGCACCCGCGCAGCUCUCCCACAGGGCUCUGGUAUUUAGGAGCAAUCUCAGUUGUUACUAUGGUAACGUAUUCCAAAAUGGCGUUCCAAAACGGCUGACAAACAUAUGGAGGUCUAAUUCCUCCUUGAGAUGGAUAUGUUAGAAUACUGCAAGACCUAUAGUAUGGUAAAAAGUAGUUAUGCUAACCAAGAAUCUACCGAUCUAAACCCUCAGGAAGUUCGACAGGCAUCGACCUCGCACAAUAAUUACGAAAAUAAUGGCGACAUUGUGGUUGAACCUCUGGAUAGCUCGUGUUUGUCAACAAAACCCGUGGAUUUAUCACAUUACCGCUCAGUUACACAGCUCGACAAGGAAGAAAGCCUCAAUGGCGACAAGAAACUUAGCCCCUUGAAAGACGUAGCGAGGAAUAAAGCAAUGAUAUCCUCGUUGAAUACGAAGACUCCACAAAGAGUGAACUUCGAAUGCGAGCUGACUUUUGCUCCGAAGCUAAACGCCCUUAGCAUAAAAUUGGCAAAAGAACGUGGUGAAAAGGUCCGUGCUGGGACAGAGAAGAGAAUCGCUAACGCAUCCGAUGAAUUUACUUUUAAACCCAAAGUUAGUUCCAACAGUGUGAAAAUCGUGCAACAGCUAAAGACAACAUUUAUGGAUCGACAGCAAAUGCAUGUGGAAAAACAAAAGCGCUACAUUGAAGCAACAAUUAAUAGUUCAAACCAAACCAAAGGCAAGUUCAGCCCAGUGCCAGUCGCAUCCAGCAGAUCUCCAACUCGGCUUAAAAAGAUUCCUAAAAUCAAGGAACCAAGAAACCAAUCCAGGGAGGAAGAUGAUCAGAAGCUAUCUGAAGAGGGUUCAACCGGCUCUCCAGAAGUGUUAACAUCAACAUCAGCACCGGACUUGUUAACAACUCCUUCACUGGGCAAAUCUGACAACAAUGACUUGAAAAGCUCACUGCAGCAAUCAACUGAAAAACCUGAUUUAAAGUCAUUGUCAUCAACUGACCUCAAAAAGACCAAAUCUAAUGCAAAGAUCUCAGAGAAUGCCAUAAACAGGGCAAGUGUAGCUUAUCAGAAAAUCCAGGAGAAAAGUCCUUAUAACCAAUCACUCGAAAAUUUGUACUUGAAAAAAGGCAAGAGAGUUAUUAAGGCACACAAAAGGACAGCGACACAUCCGCCCACAAAACCCAUUGGGGUAGAAAGUGACAAUGCCAGAGGCAGCUGGGACGAUAACACAAAAGUUGAAAAUCCUGUAAAACAAAAGAAAACUCACUCCAGAAGUCACUCGCAGCCCGGUUCACAUCCACCGGGAAAAAUGAAAUAUGAUGAUCCACUGUUUGACAAAGUUAGACAUGCUAAAAAAGUGGCAGAAAAUGCCAUUAAGCAAAAGAAAGUUUUCAUUUGUCAUGGUCCGUAUCCAAUUGUCAGAGCUGUACUACGGAAGCGAGGAUAUGUAGAAAAACACUACAAAGGAAACCUGUUACCCUCAAAAAACAAGAAAAAUGACAGUGAUGGUAGUGACGAUGAUUCUUGUGAUAGUGGAGAUGACUCUGACUGUGAAAACUUGUUGCAAAGCAAGGACAAAAGCUCAAAGACUUCUAGUAAUCUUCCAGAUAAACCAAGAAAGGCAUCAAAGCCACAAACUAGAACUAUUAAUGUCCGUAAGAACAGAGCUGAUGAUGACGGCAGUGCUUGUGAUGACAGUGACGUUGAUAGCACAGAUAAUGAAGACUGGAAUGCAGGAUAUGAGGGAAAUGGCCCUAACUGUGAAUUUAGUCUCAUGUCCAGAUCUGUGCGCAAUGCUGUAGCUUCAUUUAUUUGGACUACCAAACGUGAUGAUGUGGAUUUCAAGUUCUUAAGAAAGGACCAGAUUGUUAAUCACUACAGCAAAGCAAGUUCUUUCACUACCAAGUUUGGUCUCACCACAAACAUUCAAAACUUGAAGUGGUAUGAAGAAGCUGAUCACUUCGCAUUCUUCCCUCGCUCAUAUUUGCUUGGCUCAGAUGAUGAGAAAAUGGAUUUCAUAGAUGAUUAUCGUCUCACUGCUGCCAUAAGCAUAGUAAAGUGGGUAAUCCAAAGAUAUGAAAAUGGCAACAGUGAUGAGAAACCUCAUUCCAACAAAGAGCCAUCGUCGCCUGACCAGGGGCGUGGCACUCCCAAAACAGCAUCAAGUACACGACGCAGGGAUUCUGCUAAGUCCAAAGCUGCAUCCAGGGCUCCCUCUCGGGCAACUUCCAAUGUAAUACCCGUGAAGGCCCUCACACUUGCCCUUGAAGUGUGCCGUGACUUCCUCAGAUGUAAGGGGCACUUGGAUAUUGAUGAGCCAAUCAACAAGGGUCCAGCUAUCACAGAAGAUUCCUGGAAGCUUCUUGUUGACUUCUAUUACCAGAUCAAGAGUCAUGAUGCUGUUAUUGCCACUGCUUAUCCUUUUCUCAAAGAGUGUCAGAACACAUUGAAACAGAUGAGAGAACACCUUCCUCAGAUAGACAUAGAUGGCAUGAAGAACAUUUGGAUUGUCAAACCUGGAGCAAAGUCGAGAGGCAGAGGUAUUAUGUGUAUGGAUCGCCUGGAUGAAAUUGUGAAGCUUGUGGGCAGCAAUGCUGUGGGAAACAAGGAAGGUCGCUUGGUUGUCCAGAAGUAUAUAGAAAAGCCAUUGCUAAUCUAUAGUGUGAAGUUUGACAUCAGACAGUGGUUUCUUGUGACUGACUGGAAUCCCCUGACACUGUGGUUCUACAAGGAUUGUUACAUAAGAUUCUGCAGUCAGAACUUUUCUCUGGAAGACUACCACAUAAGCAUCCACUUGGCCAACAAUUCUAUCCAAAAACACUUCGAGAAUGGCAUUCGUGACAAACGCAUUCCUGAUGAGAACAUGUGGAGCAGUGAUGAUUUGAAGGCUUACCUGAAAAAACGUGGUGUAGGUGAGAUGUGGGAAGAUGUGAUCUAUCCUGGAAUGAAGAAAGCUGUCAUCGCUGCUGCACAGUCCUGUCAGGAGAUUGUGGAGUAUCGCAAGAAUUCAUUUGAGCUCUAUGGUGCUGAUUUCAUCAUUAGUGAGGAUUACAAGCCAUGGUUGCUGGAAAUAAACUGCAGUCCUACCAUGGGACCAAGCACAGCUGUCACCAGAAAGCUGUGUGCUCAAGUGUUGGAAGAUACCAUGAAAGUGGUUCUUGACCGACGAGAGGACAAGAAUUGUGAAACAGGAAGAUAUGAAUUAGCUUUUAAACAGCCUCAAGUGUCAGCUCCUCCAUAUAUUGGCAUGAACAUGGCAGUAGAAGGACAAGGAAUACGGAAACCAACAGGAAAUAUGAAGAAGCACAACGAGGUGACUUCUCUUAGGGUGGUGCCCAUCGGCAAAGCCAAAGACACCCCUGCAGAAGGCAGUGGUGGCAAGCCUGCAUCUCUGCCUCGGCACAAAGAAUUAUCUCCUGAAGGUAGCACUGCUGCUAGGAUUGCUUCUCUCUCUCGUCCAAAAGAAAUGCGGAAUAUUUUGGUAAAUACUUCAGGAGAAGCAUUAGUGACAACAGACUCCAAAUCAAGAAAGAAGCCUGAAGGUUCCUGGGCAAUCGGUUGUAUGUGUGCACCGCAGUCAAUUCCUAUAGCAACUACCUUUUGCACAACAGACAAUGGAAAGUUAAAAGGACUCAUUGCAAGAAGUAAAACUCGCUAUUCUACCGAGGUCAAUGGUGCAGCUGAUACACAGCAGAGAACUCCAAGACCAAUGCAAAUACCCAAGGCAGUGCUGAAGUAUUCCACUGACACAACUAUGCGCCAGCGAGCACAACUGCCAAUAUCUAUAGGACCAGACAGUAAUGGAAAACACUUCUAAAAUCCCCCAGAGAAUUCUGUAUAUAGGGUUAGUAUUGGGGUCACGCUGACAGCCCAACUGAAGGCUACUCAGCAUUGUGUGACACAACUAGUGUUACCACAGAUUGCGUGACAGUCAUUGGUGAUCUGAUAAGCGGUAGAAUUUUGUUCCAGGUGACCCAUAGAUGUCUAUGUAAAAAGUUUAAUUUUUGAAAACCAAAAAUGGAAUUGUAUAGAGUUCAAAACUUGAAAAUGGAAGCUUUAUUUUUCCUGCAAAGAACUAUGUACUUCCAGAGGACUCUUACUCCAAAAUUACAAGUGGACCCAAUUUUUCACUCUGUUAUCUUGUUUUACAAAGUUUCAAUUGUUAUGAAAUAGUGUAAUAUAACUAUUUUAUCUUACUUAAAUACAGAAUACUUGGGAGAAAUAUUUAUAUCUUAGCUCUGGUCAGGGCGAAAGGAAUAAUGUAUUUUGAAUACGUAAAAGUAAUAUUUCUUAAGGCAUAAAU
This is a messenger RNA of Orbicella faveolata, 4874 nucleotides long. Its product is annotated as tubulin tyrosine ligase 3-like. Gene Ontology annotation, molecular function: protein-glycine ligase activity, initiating. Gene Ontology annotation, cellular component: microtubule cytoskeleton. Lineage: Eukaryota; Metazoa; Cnidaria; Anthozoa; Scleractinia; Merulinidae. Gene Ontology annotation, biological process: protein polyglycylation. The record is from RefSeq and is a predicted model, not a curated record.